Molecule: messenger RNA, 2300 nt
Organism: Truncatella angustata
Lineage: Eukaryota; Fungi; Ascomycota; Sordariomycetes; Amphisphaeriales; Sporocadaceae
Product: heterokaryon incompatibility protein-domain-containing protein
Exons: 1
Coding region: 317-2275 (652 amino acids)
Source: RefSeq, a predicted model, not a curated record
GUUACGCAAACAGUCAAUUAACUUACAUUUGUUCAAACACCCGUCUUAACAUGCUUUCAAUUUAUUUCCACAAAUUUUCGAGGUUAAAAGCAGAAAUAUAUAUAUGAUCAUACCAUGUCGUCUUAAACUGUGAUUGAAGGCGACCCCUGUCAAGAACGAGGACUUUAUCCACAGCACACCCCCGGUCCCACCAUAAGCAGGUAAACAACCCCUCUUCUUACUUCAUAUCACAUCUACUGCCCGCUUCCCGAGCUGAUACCAUUGUUUUUCCUUCGUCCCCUUGACUUCCUUUGGUAUUUCCGGCGUAGGAACACUGAUGUAUACGAGCCUGGAUCCUCGUCAUGCGGAGAUAAGGUUACUCGGUGUUGUUCCAUGUCUCGAAUAUGACGCGAAAGUCUCUUGCGAGAUCACGAUUGCUCAACUGCAGAACUCCCCGCCGCAAUAUGCAGCAUUAUCAUAUGUGUGGGGUGAUGCAUCAAUCACAGAGGAGAUAUUGGUUAAUGGGCAACCAUUUCAGGCUACCAAGAGUCUAGCCUCAGCACUCAGACAGUUCAGGGAGUCUUACGCAGGUAAACAUGGUGCGCCUUCGUUUCUGUGGGCAGACGCUGUCUGCAUCAAUCAGCAAGACCUGGUCGAAAGAGCACAGCAGGUUUCCAUGAUGGGUCCCAUCUAUUCCAAGGCGGAUUGGGUUAUCUCCUGGCUGGGUCCUUUCGAUGGAUCCACCGAAUCAGCUUUCAGCCUUAUCAAGGCUUGCGCUGGUCAUGUUGAAGGGAUCGUGAAGAAGAUGGGCCAAUACCCUGAGGCGAAUAUUGCCUUCAUGGACUCAGAGCUCGAAUUUUUAGGACAGAACUGUAGCUUUUACGAACAAAAUACAGAACGCUCUGCAAGGAAUGAAGCCUGGAACGCAGUGGACAAGCUUAGUGCCCAUGUCUACUGGACCCGGAUCUGGAUUGUACAAGAGGUCGUUUUGGCGCAAAGACCAGCCGCCAUCAUCAUCCAUUGUGGCAGGGAGUCCAUGACUUUCGAACAGCUAAGCGACUUCAACCUAUUUACUGAGAGAUUCUUGCAGCAGAAGCCGGCAAAACCUAUUUUCUUUGACCAACGUGUAUGGGAUUGGGUUAUUCAUGACAGCGAGCUCUCCUUGACGUUCAUCAAUCUCGUUCAGGGACUGAGGAAAUCCGUGCUAAAGGACGACUACCGCAUAGUCUCAUACAUCAGUACGACGUGUCGGUCCACGGAUCCAAGGGACGCCGUGUUUGGACUCUAUGGACUCACAGGAGGAGAGAUCGUUCCAGACUACACCAAAGAGGUGGUUGAAGUCUACAUGGACUUCGUAGCUGCGGUGUUGCGCCACAGAAAGUACAAAAACUUCUUUUGUUUUGCUGGCCUUAUUCAUGAGAACCAAAACAUCUCCGUUUUUCCAUCUUGGGUGCCGAGAUACCAUACAUUGAAAGAUGAGGGGAACUAUGCCGUCUUGCCACCAAAUGCCUACGCCAAAUCCUGGCUCGACGAAAAGCACCCGGAAGGCCCAACGAUUAUAGGCGAGCGCAGAAUACAAUUCUCCGGAUUACGCCUUGAUCGUUGCACAAGAGUGAUUCGAUAUAUCGGCGAUCAGCAACCCGACCCACUCGAGCUUAUGAAGAAGUUCUGGUGGACUUGUUUAGAGUUCCUCAAGGUGUGGGGUGAUGAACAUCCUAGAAACGGAACACGGCCACUCGAAAACCUGUUAAGUGCCCUGACAAGAGGGAAAGAUACUCAAAGUCAUCGACUACAAAUCACCCCGUCGCUACAAUGCAUGACGGCGCAUGCAUUCAGGAUCCUCUUGCGAACAGGGGAACCCGAGGACGACGAUGCUUUCAAAGAAAAGUGCGCCUCUUUUGGUUAUGCAACUCUAGAGGAGGUGAGAACAGCUCUUGAUGACGCCUUCGUGGGAACUGGAGCACCUGAAAUCUCGACUCUAUAUGAAGUCCUCACGCCGGCGGAAUACGAUGACGCAUGCAACGCAUUUAAUCAAAUGAUCCGUCUAUUGUUUAAGUGGAUUGGUUGGCCACUGUUCAUCACGACUAAUGGACGCGUAGGACUUGCACCGCCUGCUGUUGCGGAUGGUGACAUAGUAUGCCUUCUGGAAGGAUUUUCAAUACCCUGUCUGUUAAGGGGGAUGGAUCAGGACUUUGUGUUAGUAGGCUCAUGCUAUGUAAAUGGCUACUCGGACGGGGAGCCCUUACAACAUCUUAACGAUGGCAGUUUAAAGCUUGAGGUGUUCCAUUUACAAUGAUAGAGCCACGUCUGAAUAGAGUCGC